AAGGCGUUUCCAUUAUCAAACCGGCGACGGUCAGUAUCACGCAGGCACGGCGGAGUGAACGGACGAGCAAAGUUUCCCGGAUCAAAUCACAUCACAUCCGUUUACAAUCCCACCGAAUGAUUACACUGAAUUACCCAACAUACCACAGUUUUGCAGAUAUUUGCUGAUGUUUUGAAGCAGUGCUGAACUAUAGCUAUUUGGGAGGCGAAAAGCGCGAAGCGGAUCUCACCACACCGGGAACAUCAUCCCUCAUCAUCAUCAUCAAGUAUGUCGGAAUACAGUUCGCUGUUGAGUGACCUGUCUGACAACAUCACUAAUGAAGACCUGGAACAGCUGAAAUCAGCUUGUAAGGAGGACAUCCCAGAAGAGCAGAGCAACUCCAUCACCUCCUCCAGAGACUGGUUCAGCUACCUGGAGAAGAAUGACAAACUGGCACAAGAUAACUUAUCCUACAUCGAGCACAUCUUCGAGAUCUCACGGCGGCCUGACCUCUUGACCCGGGUCAUUGAGUACCGCACGACUGUGCUGAAGAUCUCUGAAGACGAUGAGAUUGAAACCAAACUCACACGCAUCCCCUCUGCGAAGAAAUACAAGGAUAUCAUUCGCCAGCCGUCAGAAGAUGAGAUUAUCAAACUGGCCCCUCCGCCCAAAAAAGCGUGAGGUCAAAGUUCAGGUCCUCUGCUCCACAUUCCCUGGCACUUCAUCAUGCCCAUCAUCAUCACUAAACCACGCCCAACUUACCCCCCACAGUACAGAAGCUAAGCAGCCAAUCAGAUCGCCAAGAUGCUUUACAGCUUUGCCCAAGCCACGGAGGCACACCAAUUAUGGAAAAUUUGGACGAAAGGACAAAGAGACAGUCGCUGAAAGACUAGUAGUACAGUUGCAAAUGUAAAGCGAAAGGGUCCACAUUCUGCGUUUGUUUACUCUUGUGUGGUCUCAUGUCUGUUAGCGAGAGAGAGUUUGUUUAAAGGAGUUGGUCGGACCAACAAACAGAGAAGUACAUUGUUUCUUGGGCUAACUGAUGCGAAUCUAGAAAAGAUAACACAUUUAGCUACUAAGCCACAUUUGCUCCAUAGCUAGUAGUGUGGGAAGACCUGAGGUCAGUACAUUCCCUUUAAAAAGGAGAAAAAGACUUAUUAACAGAUGAAUUGUCUGAAUUUUGAAAUAAUCUUUGAAUUUGUGUGAUUGCCACAUAGAAAGCCAAUAUUUGCCUUCUUUAGAUAUAUCAUGCAUUAUUCCAGGGUAUGCACUUACCUAAAGUAGAUGAUUAUAAUUGCUUUUUAUAUUUCCUAAUUAUAGAAAUGAUAGUUUAUUAUAUUAUCGGUUAGUCAUCCUUUUUUAUCAAAUGACAGCUGUUUUAAGCAAAUAUCAUUAUAAAUGAAGGAUUAUAUGAACACCCAUCUAUAACAAAAGUACAGUAUGGGGGUAAAAUGAGGUGUUUACCUCUUAUAUUAUAAUGGCAGGCCUAUUAAAAAUUAGAACAAAAAAAAGAGUCAUUCAAUUUUUUAAUUCGAUUUUUAUGAAUUGUUUAGCUCCAUGACUGCAGUAUUUGGAUUAGUAAACAGAAGGCAUAUAUUUUUGUUAAAACCACAAAUUGUUAAACGUAAUACUACUGUGAAUGAUUUUAAUGUCUCACGAUGCCAUUAUGUGAAACAUUAGGUCGAUCUACAAAUAAAGGGGAAGCAACAGCUAUGUCUAAAAUAGAAAUAAGUUGGUUAAAGAGUAAAUAAAUAUAUUAUACAAUUCCAGAGCUCUACAUUGCCAAAAAUCUGUAGGUAUCUCUCAUAAAUAUCAGAGAUCCAAACAGUUCAUCAUUUUAGCCGUUUUGUUUCUAGUUUACUCUGCAUCUUUUUAGUAAGUGUACUUUAAUACAGACACAUUUUCUUUUACAAUUCUAACACAGCAGGCUCAUGCUGUGGUUAUACAUUUUAAUAUCACAAAUAAUCACCUUCAUCUGCUGAAAGACUGUUUUAACUUAAUGUGCUUGAUCACUGUGUGUCAUAGCUCAGCUUAGACUGUUGUUUUCAAUUUAUAGACGCGCUUUCGAGGACAUCGUGCGUGUUUUUAGCACGUCUGUAUUUCCAUGCACGCAUGAAAGCAGCAUGCGUCGUUUAGUUGUUGUUUCUGUGACUUUAAAUGAUUCUGUUUUGUUAUUUUGUUGAAGAGAUGCAGACGGGCGCUUAAAACGGUAGCCUAAAGUCUAAAAUGUAAAAAGCUUCGAUGGCACAUGGUCCUAAAUAUGUGUUGCCCUUUUAAAUGUACAUUCAAAUGAAACGAGCAAACUUACCCUCAUGUCAUUCCAAACCUGUGUGAAUUUCUGAUUUCUGGGAUGAGAAAUGUUAUGGAUGGUUUACGCUGCUCUCGACCAUAGCAGUGAAAGCGAAUGGGGACUAGGGAUGUUGAGCUUCAUAAAUGUAGUCCAGACCAGUGUUGGGUGUAACUAGUUACUAAGUAAUUAGUUACUGUAAUUGAAUUCCUUUUCAUUUUAAAAAGUAAAGCAAGGGAUUACUCUUAUUUUUUCUGUAAUUUAAUUACAGUUACUUCUGAUGUAAUUAAACUAAAUACUCUGUGUAAUAUAUGUGUGUGCAAUAGUGGAAUUAACAUCAAAAUUCAAAGUCUAACUUUAAAAUGAAUGCUUUAAUGUAUAAUUCUCACAUUUGUAAUACUUUGGUCAGUAAAUAAGAGUACUUUAUGUAGUUUAUAUGAUUUAUUUGAAUGAAUUAAAAGAGCCGUUUCAUGUCAAUCCUUGAAUCACUUAACUAAUCAAGGUUGAUGUAGGAUGUAGAAAGUAAUUAGUAAUAAGUAACUAAAUACUUUUUGGAGAGUGUAAUUUGUACAGUAAUCUAAUUACACUAUUGAAUAUGUAAUUAGUAACUUGUAAUUAAUUACUUUUUCAGAGUAACUUACCCAACACUGGUCCAGGCGACUCGUGUGUUAUUUUCCACGGCGUGCGACAGCUUCGUCUGAGGAGCAGAGGAAUUGAAUGCAGUUAUUUGUAAUAGGGACAGUUCACUCAAAAAUGAAAAUGAUGUCAUCAUUUACUCACCCACUUGUCAUUUCAAAAUGAUGUAAAUCAUGACAGAUCUUUCAAUUUUUGGGUGAACUAUCCCUUGAAUGAUUUGUAUUUACUCGAAGACACUAGUAUUGCAGAAUUUUCCACAAAGCUGCUUUGCGAUAGAAAUAAGACUGACCUGACUCGCACGUUUGCUUAGUCAAACUUGGUGCAAACUUGCUUUUGCUUGACACGGCGCACUGGUCACCAUCCACUUUCAUUUUAUGGAAAAUUGCAGGAUUAACACUCUGUUAAACGUGAAAAGGUGAAAUGUUUGGUAAUGACACGAGGCUGAGUAAACAGUCCAUCAUUCCACCUGGAAAACAGAUUGUACAAUAUAUUUAUUCUAGAGUUUUUUAUGUUGUUGUUGUAUUGAAGUUUCUCAAUUGUGUACAAAUAGCAUCUUUGUGAAUUUUGCUGUGUGUGACAUCGUGACUGUGGUGAUGUUCCCGCUGUAAUGUCCUUAAGAGUUUCUCUGGACAUUUGUGGCCAAAACUGUUCCAACGAUAACCACUCUUUUUGUUUUGUUGUAUCUGUUCAGUGAAGUUAUGGUUGUUUACGUACAUUUGUUUCCUAAUAUCUUGUGUUCAUUGGAAAUUCAGCUCUCUAUAUGCUAAUGCUAGUUUUACCAAUCAAGCGUAGAAUUGUAUCCCCUGACCAGCAACCAAGGGCUUCACAUGUCCUCAAGUCAUCGAUGGUGGUUUUCAAACACUAGACGUCUACGUAUAUCUACAAGCUCCUAUAUUUCAUUUUGAGCAGGUGCUUCUGUAGAUUUCUCUAUACCAAGGGCCUCUUUUAAGCACUGUGCUUUGCGUUUACGUUCAUUUUGGUGAUCUUUUGAAGCCCCUCCACGGGAGCAUUGAAGAAGCCAUAUUUAGUCGCCCUUUUCAGUGUGUCCCGUUGAAACGAGAGGCAUAUUAAAAUGAAUUUUCAUCUUCUAACAGGAAAUAAGCAAAGCUCAGUGGAAUAAGAAGCUUUUUCUUUGCACAGUCGUGUCGUUCAUGUAUUUUGUUCUUCCUCUAUGCAGAGAAUAUUCGGCACUGUGCAUGCAUGUGUCGCCUCUUUCGCUUGGAGACACAUUCUUGUCAUUAUUAACCACUACAUGCAAUUCUCUAGACUAUUCUGUGUUCGGCCAAAUGAAACCGUGUGAUGAUGUAUGAGAACUAACAGAGCAGGCUCAUAAUCAUUUGCUUGUCAAAUGAAAUGUCACGGUAAUGAAAACAUAUCAGCCUUGAUAAUGCUGCAAAAACUAGAAAAUGCUGAGGAUUUAUCACUAUUGGCAUAACAGAAACACUUAUACACGAGUGUUUGAUGUUUAGUAUAAGCAGAAAAAAACGAAAAGAACUACCUGGGUCAUAUUUUACCCCAAAAUCAAAAGAAAAAAAUGAAGUUACAUUUUGUGGAAAGCAUAGACGCCACAAUACUUAGUUUACACUACAAGUAGCCUACAGUUGUAAUUUUAUCAUGGCAUUAUUUUGUAGUUAUUUUAGUUUAUGGCUGAUUAAAAAAAUCAUUGGAUGAAUAUAAUUUUUUUGUAGUGAGAAACACGUUUGGUCUUUUUCUUUAACCUUUUUUUUCCUUUGAACAUAGUAAAAUAUAACCUGCACAUUUCUUCAUGGGAUGUUUUGUUCUCUUACAUUAAGUUGUACAUAUAAAGUAUAUUGUGGAUUUAUAUAAGUGUUUUAUUAUGAAUUAAUUUAUUUAAUGCAAUUGUAUGUUGUUUUGGUGUACUUAAGUAUGUUUACUAACCGGACAUGGUGGGCCACAUCUAUUAUUAAUUGUAAAUGUAAGCGUGACGGGUCAGACGAGGUCAUUUUAAUGCAGGGCAGUGGGCUCUAGAUCCUUUGAUAUUCGAUUUUGAUAACUUUAUAAUUUACACAUCAUUUUGUCAUUUCUUUUUCUUUUCAAAUUCCAGUGUUCAAUGCUUGUUCUCUUUGUUUGUAAUACUCAUCAUCAACAACGUUCUAAACUUGACCCUUGUGCAAAUGCAAGAAAACCUUUAAAGUCCCCGUGAACCCCCCGAUUGUUUUUACUUCCGUAUUCUGACACCUUUCCGAGUGAAAAGGAAUUCCAAAGGAGAAAAUGAGUGGGCAUGGCUCGUGUUUUUCACUGCGAAUUGAUUGGAUGUGUAAAAACAGCUGUUGCAUUGAUUUUGAAAUGAAACUGGCAGCAGACUGAAGUUAACGGAUGCUCCGGCCAAGCCGUCUAGUUUAUGUCAUUUGAGAUGGAUAGUCAUUACAGGGUGGAAGUGCAUUUUCAGAUUUUAACUGAAGAUCAUGAGGGUACAUGAAUCUUAAAAAGAAAAUGACCCACAUUGAUAAGCUAUUUACUAUAAACGCUGCAAUAUUUCAUGAAAAAAUAAGAAUUGUCAUUUUUUAUUUCACUGGGACUUUAAAGAGCACUGUAUUGUUAAAUUCCCUGUCAGGUUGUGAGGUGGGCAGUUUGUGCAGAGAUGGCGUAACAAAACAUUGGUUUAUGUGUGAUACUGUUACUGACAUUGUGGAAGGAUUGUAAGAGUGAUUUCGAUGGUGUUGUGAAGAUGGCGUGGAAUGUAGUAAAUUAGUAAUUCAGAUGAGACAUUCAUCACAAAAAUUAUACAUUAAUAUAUAUAUAUAUAUAUAUAUAUAUAUAUAUGUGAACAAAAUCUAAUUCUGGGACGGUUUAUGUAUAAUUUCGUAUUCCUCAAAUAAAUAAGGAAAAUAGACUGAGUGAAAUAUAUUGAUCAUUUUAUGCAUAUCUGUAGCAAAAUAUAAACAUGCAACUUGCAAAAGCAAAAUGAAUGUGCCAAUAAGAUCUUGUAAAGUUCACAGGAAGAACUAAAGCAUCUUAGAAUUUGAUUUGUUUGUGUUUGCAUUAGUCAUGAUUCUCACAGGAAGAAGCUUCAAUAUGAUUUGAAAGGGUUUGCACCUGUUGCCUUUAGAUGUGUUGCAGUGUAUGUGUGCAGUAGAGGUUAGCAGCAGUGUGAUGUUUUGUGGGCACUUGGCGGGGUUCUUCUAGAAAUGUGGUUGUGUUUAACUGGUGACAGUGCUAUAGGAUUUGACUAGAACAGGUGUUUGGAAAUCAGACUAGUGGCUAUAAUCAGCUGUGGUCAGAUUUUAUUUUGCUUUCUAUAUUUUAUACAGUCUCUGCAUGGUAACAAGCAAAUAAAGGAACAAAUUAAACUGGUUGGAGCAAGUCAAUCCAGCGCCAUGUUUAUUUACCGAUUCUUGCUUUAAAUGACACUUUGACUUGUUCUGCUUUGCGGAUUGUUCUCGCUGAGGACUUUUCUGUGCGCGUCUUAUUUUUCCUCUUAUGGCAUUGAACUUUUAACCUAUCAGCGUUUCUUCAGUAUUGGUUUUCUCUCCUCGUCUUAUGUUGUAAUGAAAGCAAAGCUAUAAAAACACACUUUGUAUGGAAACAUGUUUGUUAAAUAUACCUACAGUGUGGCUUCUCUCUUGGAGUAAAUUAGUCUAAGCAGAAUUGAUGCCAUUUUGUCAUUGUGCUUCAAUGAAUAUAUAAAUAUUAUAUUGUAUAUUAAAAUAUAUUUGCUAACCUACA
Molecule: messenger RNA, 6589 nt
Organism: Triplophysa rosa
Lineage: Eukaryota; Metazoa; Chordata; Actinopteri; Cypriniformes; Nemacheilidae
Product: astrocytic phosphoprotein PEA-15
Exons: 4
Coding region: 268-660 (130 amino acids)
Biological process (GO): regulation of apoptotic process; MAPK cascade
Molecular function (GO): protein binding
Source: RefSeq, a predicted model, not a curated record